AGAGAUGAGACUCGCUGCUGCAAGUGAACAGGGACUCAUAAGUUCUCAGCAUCCGUGUAGCUUCGCCAAGAAGCCCGAGAGAGCAGCUUUGCAGGGCGCACGGACUCUGAGAGGAGGAGAAGAGGAAAGCGGAAGGAUGCUGAUCCGAGCGGAGCCGGGAGCUGCAGCUUCACCUCAUCAGCGCAAACGCUGGAUCCUUCUGUAACUUUUAGCGCGCUGAACUUUACCGCUGCUGCUGCUUCUCGCUCUACUCUGUCCGCUUUGGUUGAGUGCUGCUGCCCGUCAGCCAUGGCUUCCUCACCGGUCCACAGUGCGCUCUUUCUGUGCGCCUUCCUCCAGCUGUUCUCCCUUCCCGGCGGACACGUGCCAAACUGCCAGGAGGUGCGCACAGUAUUUCAGUCUCUGCACCCGGGGUCCAAGUGGGUCCCCGAAACCCCAGUGUCAGGUGCAGAUCUGCAGGUUUGCCAAACCAAAGGCCCGACCUGCUGUUCCAAGAAGAUGGAGGAGCGGUAUCAGGUAGCCGCGCGCAGCAAUAUGGAGUCUGGUCUGCAGGUUGUCAGCGCACAACUCAAACGUCUCAUCAUCCAGAACGCCGCGAUAUUCCAAGAGGCCUUUGACCUGGUGCUGCGUCACGGACGUAACUCCACCCUGACGAUGCUGAAGUCAGAGUUCCCGACUCUCGCGAGUGGUGCCCAGAGCUCUGUGGGGCAGCUGUUCCUGGACAUGUCGCUUUACAUCCUUGGCUCGGACUCCACAGUUGACCACAUGGUGGCGGUGCUCUACGGCCGCCUCUUUCCCCUCACGUACCGCCGCCUGCUGGGAGGCAGUGGCACCUCAGUGUCCGAGGAGUGUGUAAGAGGAGCUUGGAAGGACUCGGGAGCGUUUGGCCCUUAUCCUAAACUGAUGAUGACUCGACUCUCUCGCUCCCUUCUGGCCACACGAGUCUUCCUGCAGGCGCUGAACCUUGGUAUCGAGGUCGUCAACACCACAGACCAUCUGCGGCCCGGCCGAGAGUGCAGCCGGUCCCUGCUGAGGCUGUGGUAUUGCCCGCACUGCCAGGGCAUGCUGGGGCCGCCGGCCUGCAGAGGCUUCUGUCAAGCAGUGAUGCACAACUGCCUGGGGGGAGCUGCAGAAGUGCAGCCUCAUUGGAGGAGCUAUAUAGAUGGACUGGGGAAGUUGGCUGGUGCCAUGAGGGGAGAGCAGGAUAUGGAGGCUGUUGUUCUUAGACUGCCCACAAUGAUUAAACUGGCUCUCAAACACGCCGUGAAUACCCGCAGCCACCUCAACACCCUGGUGAGCGGGAUGUGCGGACACACUCCUCAGCGGGCCUCUCGCUCCGUCGGAUCCCCUCCGUCCCAGCCUCCUGCCGCCUCCGCCGCAGCCCGUGGGGCUCAGCCGUCAUCCUCGGACCCCGACGAGACGUUGGCAGACCUCCGCAGGGACUUCAUAACCAGCCUGAGAGGCUUCAGCUCCUUCUACAGUGGUCUCGGGGAGGCCUUAUGCAGCCGCGAGCCUGCUCCAGCGAACCACUCCCUCUGCUGGAACGGGCAGGAGAUGACAGACAGAUAUCCUGGGCCCGGCCUAAAACGACUGCACCCCAGCUCAGAGUCCAGGAGCAACAAGCCGCCGGAGCCGGUCAUCAGCCAGAUCAUAGACAAACUCAAACACAUCAACCAGUUGCUGCAGAUUGUGACGGUGUCUGAGAAGCGCUGGAGAGCCCGGUCUCGUGGAGCAGGAGCGGACGGGUGGACCGAUGAGGGGGAGGAGGAAUUUGAGAGCGGCGACUGCGACGACGAGGACGAGUGCGCAGGGGUGUCGGGGCUGGGGCCGCCGCCACGACGCAAGCGGUUACGCAUCUUUGCAGCGAGUCAGAGCGAUCGCAGUCCAAAGCAGAGAGGUGGUUUACGUGACUGCUGUGCAUGUUGACACCAACGUGACACUAUGUGGCAGGAGACAUGAGACUUCCGCAGGUAGCUGCCUCACCUCCACCUCGUGACCUGCCGUCAAUCUUGUGAAAAACGUCAGAUGUACGCUGUGAAAGCCAAACAGAGAACAAAAAAAAGGCCACAAACAGUUGGAAGAAAAGAAACCAAACAGAAGAAGAGGGAGAAAACAGCCAGGGAGCAGAAACAAGAGGGUUCGAUACACUGAUACAAAGCCAGCGCAGCUGAGCAAACACAGCAGUGGGAGUAGUCCUCCUGUCUGGGAUGUUGUGGCAGAGAUUUGGGUUUGCCGGGCAGGGAGCGAGAGCAGGAACCCAGGGUUCACACAGGAAUCCUGCAGGGCCAUCGCUUCCAGCGGGCUGGGCCGUGAGAGCCUGAUGCCCUCUCUUAAACGCUCCCGUCAGCCUUUCUGUGCAGCUCUGCUUCAUUGCAGCUCCACUUAUAUCUCGUAAAUUUCUAGAUUAGGUAUGUGUGCACCUCAUGGUUGCAUGCAUUUGUGUUUGCCUGUUUGCACCGGCCUCUAUGCAAGUCAGUAAUGUUUGUAGACCUUGAGAAGUCGCUGCUUAUUGGCAGAUGCACAGAUAGCUGCUGAUAGCCUGUGAUGACCUAGCAAAAUGCUGACCCCACACGGCCUCUCGGUCCAUUCUGGUCAAACGGGGGACUGGAGUUCAAAGGUUAACCUGCAGAGCAGAGGGGCCUAAUGGCCUGCUUGUCUGUGCUCUGCUGGUCUGAGAUGGACGAGGCAGAUCGGAUUUCACAAAGCCUGGUAAGCGAUCAAUGGUGUGACACACACGCAUACCCACACAAGCCGUGGGGAAAGGUGACAGAAGCCACAACAACAAGGUGCAGACAGGCAGGCCUAAGCCACCAACGUGGUCAGCUGUCAGCCUGGUGACCAGAGCGAGGCUGUUACCAAACGAGUGUAACGAUGGAUCUCUCCUCACUGACUCUGCGCAGAUUCCAUAACCUUCUGACAACACAUACGCAGACGGACACGCUUCCCCUCCCGAGCCAAUCAAACCUCCGCGCUACACAUUCCCCAGAACAUUCCAGUCCGGGGGAGCUAUUCCAGGACAGGGACACCCCACCACCACCUGCCCCACCACCCACCUCCAUACCUCCAGAACCAAACUGGUUGCAAAUUACAUACCAAAGAAUCUCUGUACCAUGACCUGAGGUGAUGUUAAAAAAAAAGAAAACAGCAUUAAAUUUGCAAAUCAUUUAAUGAUGCAAAUGUUGCAUUUGUGGGGUUCUGGAUACAUUGUUAUGAUCACUGUAUUUACAGAGAGAUGUAUUGAAAUGUGAAAACAUAAAUGGAAACACAUUAUAUAAGGUAAGAGCUUGAACAUCAGUCCAAAUCUGUUAACACAAACUGAAUUUUCUUAGUCAAGGUUCUGGUCCUUAAGUAGUCUGUAUCGUGACAGAGCCUCCACCGUGCUUUACCAUAAAGUAAAACUACCUAAUGUUUUACUAUAAGGACUGGAUCCAUCUCUCACAUCCUGUGUCAUAUGUGUUCAGAUACUGUUCAUAGGCUGCAGACAGUUUUCAGGGCUGACACUUCUUUUUUUAUCCUCCACGUGUCCUGUAUCCUCAAACUUUUAAAGGACAAACUGCACAACACCAUGAAGUUUUCAGCUAAUAGCUCUUUAAAAAUACAGUUUUAUACCUCUCAUGAUAACUGUAUUAUCAUUUGCACAUUUUUUGGAGAUUGAAUUAAAGAAAUGCAAACACAUUAUAGUGCAGUAAAUAAUGAUUUGAUCUCCUGCUGAAUUUGGGCACACAGCCAGUCUGUGGAGCCAGAAUUUUGGUUGAGUUCACUCAAUGACAUGGAAAUCAAUUUAUAACUUUUUUUUGUGUUCUUUUCAAAUUCAUCAUUCAAAUUAUUUCCCCCCACUGUGUGUAUCUUUGUAACAGGCUGGCAGCAACAAAGUGCCUCAAGAUACAGUUAAAAAUCAGUUCUUUGCUAUGUUUUCUGUUAUGUGUAGACAUUAAGCUGGUUCAUCUCUUGAGUUAAGCUCCUUUUUUAUACUUGAAUAAAUCCUAAGUCAGUGUUAAGUGUCUUAACAACCAAGCAAAACAAAACAAGACAAAAAUCAUACUUCUGAAAAUGGUCAGGUACAAGUAAUGGACUGAAGAAAAUUUUAAAGAUGACUUUAAAAUGACUAAAAAGGCUCCUCGGAAGGAAAAUAUGAAGAAAUGAUGGAAGUCUUUGCACAGUACUGUACCUAUGAAUAGAUGUGUGUUUGUAAACAUAUGAAGCUUUGUUGAAGUCCAGUAAAAUGGGAUUCUAUAUGACAUGUCUUUACCUUUAUGAUGAGGGCUCACCUGUGUUUCUGUGCUUUCAUGCACACCUGCUCUCUGACUGUAUGGCCUCUAUGAGAAACAAAGGAUGUUUCGCCAUCUCUGCAAAAACCUGCUCACAGAUUCCUCUCAAAGCCUCUCUUCAUUGCCUGAGCCUCACAUUUUUUUUCUCCUGUUACCACCUGGUGCUAAAAAACUUCACAAAAACAUCUGCUAAUACACACUCAUUUACUGCAUAAAGUCUUACAAUUUGCAGAAAAAAAGUUAAAUAGUGAAAAGGGAAUCAUUUGUUUCCAGCUGAGUGUGGAAACCCAGUGAAAUACAGCAGAUAACUCCCACUACGAUCAAGGUAAUAUUUCAUGGUCCAGUCAGUACACAGUGGGAAAAGGUGUGAUUCCUCCAGAGAAGUGGCUAAGAUGAUCACACAAUGUUAAUCUGCUUUAAGAAAAGGUGUUUUUUUUUGUGGCACAAACUGGACUGCUACUAAACAACCUGCAAAAAUGGCUUUUCGAUGCAGUUUGGAAACAUUCGGUAGUCUGCAAGUAAACGGUGUGCUCUGCUUUGGCUCAGCAGCUCAGAUCCCUGCCUCAUGUGUUUUCUUGCUGAGCUGGACGGGCUUUUGCUCGCUAUGCUCAGCGGGAGCCACGUGAAUAGACCUCUUGUUAUGUUCCCGAGCUCAGACAU
Messenger RNA from Oreochromis aureus, 4928 nucleotides. It is a transcript of the gene gpc3, whose product is annotated as glypican 3. Gene Ontology annotation, biological process: positive regulation of canonical Wnt signaling pathway; regulation of protein localization to membrane; cell migration. The record is from RefSeq and is a predicted model, not a curated record. The coding region runs from base 289 to 1926 and encodes 545 amino acids. NCBI's taxonomy places the organism in Eukaryota, Metazoa, Chordata, Actinopteri, Cichliformes, Cichlidae. Gene Ontology annotation, cellular component: plasma membrane; extracellular region; cell surface. The transcript is spliced from 8 exons.